Messenger RNA from Drosophila eugracilis, 1544 nucleotides. RefSeq lists its product as uncharacterized. The record is from RefSeq and is a predicted model, not a curated record. NCBI's taxonomy places the organism in Eukaryota, Metazoa, Arthropoda, Insecta, Diptera, Drosophilidae. The coding region runs from base 159 to 1430 and encodes 423 amino acids. The transcript is spliced from 3 exons.
CACUUGUCGCUGGGUCUAUUAGUAUAAAAGUGUAGGAAUCGGACGGAGAGUUCAGUAUUUGUUUGUCGUUAGAAAUCGUCGGACACAGCCGCAGUCUCUUCUCCGUGCGGGAAUUUAAAUUCAAAUUAGAAAUCCCCAAAGUCGAUUCAGCACCAACAAUGUCGCCGAAUACCAAGUCGGAAAAGCCUGUCAAUCCAAACGAAUACCUGCACAUUCCAAAGUGGGUGAAUGGGGAUUACUUUCUACCUAUUAUCCAGAAGGAUGUAGAAAAUUUCGACAAAAUUAUAAACUUUACACCGAUUGCGGCCACUGCACCGGGGGAGAACUAUACCUCCAUUAUGAUCAGGGUCAUCGUGGAUAUUCUGCUGAAAGAUGGCAGCGAGGAGAAGGUUUCAUACAUUCUGAAAACUAUGCUGGAGGCUGACAGCGGAGCAGAUGUGGUCAACGGAAUGGGACUAUUUCCCAAGGAAAGAAAAAUGUACGAAGUGCAUAUCCCUCAGUUCGUAAAGCUGUACAAGGAGGCUGGCCUGGAUAUUGAAUUGGCACCCAAGUGUCUUCAUGUCGAGGCCACAGCCGAGCUGAUCACCCUGGUCUUUGAGGAUCUGAGCCGACAGAAGUUUAAGAAUAUUGAUCGUCUGAAGGGAUUUGACCUGGCGCAUAUGCGUCAAGUUCUAAGAAAACUUGCUGAACUGCAUGCCGCCUCCGUGAUUGCUAGGGAAAUCAAUGGCCCCUACGAUCCGCUGUACUCCAUGUCCAUGUACAACGAACAGAGCCGUGCGCUUUUUGAGGCUCUGGGAGAGAUGCGCCAAGUGCAGUUCCUCAAAGCGAUGCGACAGUGGGACCUCGAGAAUGUAGAAAAGUACAUUGACAAUAUGUGGAGUCCGUUGGAGGUAUUCGAGGAAGCUCUACGAAUCAAUCAGGUCGACGAAAGUGAGUUUAAUGUGCUGAACCACGGAGACUGCUGGUCCAACAACAUCAUGUUUAACUACAAGGACAAUGGUGAGAUCGAUAGAACCUUAUUCGUGGAUCUGCAGAUCGGCAAGUGGGGCAGUCCGGCCCAGGACCUUUGGUAUCUGAUCACCACAUCUGCCUCGCUGGAUAUCAAGGUCACGGAGUUUGAUCACUUCAUUCAGAUCUAUCAUGAGCGCCUGGAGGAAUGCCUGAAGCUUCUUAACUACACAAAGCCUAUUCCCACUCUUAGAGGUCUACACAUCAUGAUGCUGAAAUAUGGAUUCUGGGGACCCCUGACAGCCAUGGGUGUGAUGGUGGCCACACUCAUGCCGACAGACAAGGAUGCUAAUAUGAAAAUGAUGAUGGCCCCAGGACCCGAGGCGGAUGCCCUACGCUACAGAACCUUUAUCAAUCCCUAUUACGGCAAUGCCAUGAAAUUACUAUUGCCCUUCUUCAACAACAAGGGUCUUUUGAAGUAGUCUUAGGUUCUUAUUCCCCAUCCCAAUCCCAUUUUACAGAGUAGCCAAUUCGUUGUGAUAUCAUAUAUCAUAAGAUCAAGCAAUAAAUAUGAAUUUGUAUAUAAUUUAAACCUA